UCCUCAGAAACACAAAAAAGGCAUCCAUGGAUCUCCACCCAAAGCAACAAAUUACCCAUCUCUCACCCCUUCAAUCCACCAAAUUCAAACCAAAAACCAAACUUUCCAUCAACUCCGGCGGCGGCGCCGCCAACAAGUUCGUCGGAGUCCGACGACGCCCUUCCGGCCGUUGGGUGGCGGAGAUAAAAGACACCACGCAAAAAAUCCGCAUGUGGCUCGGCACUUUCGAGACCGCGGAGGCCGCCGCGCUCGCCUACCCGCACCAACUUCUCCAACCGCCGCCCCUCAGCCGCCGGCGAUUCCCCGGCGGCUGCAAUUCGUUUCCCCAAAACCAUAAAAAUGCUGCCUUUUUUCCAUCGGCCGCCGCCGCCGCCGCUCGGAGCGCGACGGUGAAGGAGCUAGAACAGGAGAUUCACUGGCCGUGGUUUGCAGGAGAAGAUUUUGAGGUGAUGUUCAAUGGGUUCGAGUUGAGUGAGAGUGGUGGCGGGUUGCCGGAGAUGUGCGGCGGGGGAGGCGGCGGGGGAGGAGCGGCGGAGGAGGUAGGGGUGUUUGAAAGAAUGAGGGUGGAGAGGCAGAUAUCGGCGUCUUUAUAUGCGAUGAACGGAGUGCAGGAGUACUUCGAGGCAAUGGAGGAGUUUUCGGUUUCAUCGUCUUUGUUGGAUACUGUGUGGGAUUUUCCGCCAUUUUUAUAA
Molecule: messenger RNA, 692 nt
Organism: Phalaenopsis equestris
Lineage: Eukaryota; Viridiplantae; Streptophyta; Magnoliopsida; Asparagales; Orchidaceae
Product: ethylene-responsive transcription factor RAP2-11-like
Exons: 2
Coding region: 27-692 (221 amino acids)
Biological process (GO): regulation of DNA-templated transcription
Molecular function (GO): DNA-binding transcription factor activity; DNA binding
Source: RefSeq, a predicted model, not a curated record